Messenger RNA from Eurypyga helias (sunbittern), 1885 nucleotides. RefSeq names its product protein 4.1-like. Gene Ontology annotation, molecular function: cytoskeletal protein binding. NCBI's taxonomy places the organism in Eukaryota, Metazoa, Chordata, Aves, Eurypygiformes, Eurypygidae. The record is from RefSeq and is a predicted model, not a curated record. Gene Ontology annotation, cellular component: plasma membrane; cytoskeleton. The transcript has 12 exons. The annotation marks the transcript as partial.
AUGACAACAGAGAAGAGUUUCGCGGCCGAUGCCGACAAUUCGGAGCAGCAGCAAGCCAAGGAGGAGGACGGAGCUGCUGAAACAAAAAAGCAGGAGGCUUCCCUAGAAGAGAGGGCCCAGCAGACAGAGGGCCAGCCUGCAGCGGGGCAGAAGCAGGCGGCCUCCAACGGCGAUACGCCCGCGCACGAGGAGCAGAGCAAGAAGGAGCGCCGCACCUCCGAGGGCCGGGGUCUCUCCCGCCUCUUCUCAUCCUUUCUCAGGAGGCCCAAGUCUCAGGUGUCUGAAGAGGACAAGGACACUGAUGCACCUAAGGAGGCAGAAGGUGACCCGAAAGACCCGGGGUUAGGAGCCAGCCCUGAUGAAGACAUCCUGGUGAAAGCCCCGAUUGCAGCCCCUGAGCCUGAGCUCAAAACUGAUCCGUCAUUAGAUCUCCAUUCCUUGAGCAGCGCAGAAACACAGCCUGCACAGGAGGAGAGGAGGGACGACCAGGAGCUGGACGGCAGAGACCUCGAGGGCAAGGAAGGAGAGGAAGCAAAGGAAGAGUGUGCCAAGCCAGAGCCGAAACAAGACACUCCGGAGACCAAAGCAGAGAAGGAUUUGAAAGCUGCCCAGAAAGCAGUAAAACGACACAGAAACAUGUACUGCAAAGUUGACCUGCUGGAUUACACCGUCUUUGAGUGUGCCAUGGAUAAACACGCCAAGGGGCAGGAUCUACUUAAAAAAGUCUGUGACCACCUCAAUCUCCUGGAGGAAGACUACUUCGGUUUGGCCAUAUGGGACACGCCGACCUCAAGGACGUGGCUGGAUCCUGCCAAAGAAAUAAAAAAACAGGUUCAUGGAGGCCCCUGGGAUUUUACCUUCAAUGUCAAGUUUUAUCCGCCGGAUCCCGCCCAGCUGACAGAGGAUAUAACCAGGUAUUACUUGUGUCUUCAGCUCAGACAAGACAUCAUUACGGGGCGGCUGCCCUGCUCCUUUGCAACUUUGGCUCUGCUGGGUUCGUACACAGUCCAGUCCGAGCUGGGAGACUACGAUCCUGAUCUGCACAGCCCGGAUUAUAUCACUGAAUUUAAAUUGGCCCCGAACCAGACAAAAGAGCUGGAAGAGAAAGUUGUGGAGCUUCAUAAAACGUACAGGUCCAUGACUCCAGCCCAGGCAGACCUGGAAUUUCUUGAGAAUGCAAAAAAGCUGUCGAUGUAUGGGGUCGACCUUCACCAAGCCAAGGACUUGGAAGGAGUGGAUAUCACCCUGGGAGUCUGUUCCAGUGGCCUUCUUGUUUACAAAGACAAACUGAGAAUCAACCGCUUCCCUUGGCCCAAGGUGCUGAAGAUUUCCUACAAACGCAGCAGCUUCUUCAUUAAGAUCCGGCCGGGGGAGCAAGAACAGUAUGAAAGUACAAUUGGGUUCAAGCUACCAAGUUACCGGGCAGCGAAGAAGCUGUGGAAAGUGUGUGUUGAACAUCACACGUUUUUCAGGCUGACUUCCACCGAGGCCAUCCCGAAGAGCAGGUUCCUGGCACUGGGCUCCAAAUUCCGCUACAGCGGCCGGACGCAGGCGCAGACGAGGCAGGCGAGUGCCUUGAUCGACCGACCCGCUCCCCAGUUCGAGCGGACGGCAAGUAAGCGAGCGUCCAGAAGCCUCGACGGAGCUAAACGUGCAGCUCAAAAAGUUGAGUUCAGAGCCGUAGAGGAAGAGAAGCAGGAGGAGGUGGUUGUGGUUCCCGAACCAAAACCCGUGGAUCAGAUCCGAGAGAAGCCAGCCAAACACGCUCUUGAAACUUUUGAAAUGAAACCCAUUGCAGAGGAGGAAGAGGAGGAGGAGAAGGUAGAGGUGGCUAAGGUUCCCGUUGCUGAGCCAAAGUUACCGGAGCCGUUGCAGAAGCGGUCAG